AUGACAUCCAAGUCUGAUUAUUCUGGAAAAGACAAGAUUGAACUCGACCCGGUUUUUGCCAAAUCCAUCGAUCUACUGCCCAAUACUCAGGUGGUCAUUGACAUUCAGCUGAAUCCCAAGAUCGCACACACCAUUCACUUGGAACCUGUCACCGUGGCUGACUGGGAAAUUGUCGAACUACAUGCUGCAUACCUUGAGUCUCGGAUGAUUAAUCAGGUUCGAGCUGUAUCCCCCAACCAGCCAGUCACGGUAUACCCGUCCUCCACCACGUCUGCUACGCUGAAGGUUAUUCGAAUCGAGCCAGAUUUAGGAGCAGCAGGAUUCGCCAAGCUAUCGCCAGACUCUGAAGUUGUGGUAGCUCCCAAGCAGCGAAAGAAGGAGGAGAAACAAGUGAAGAAACGGUCCGGAAGUGCGAGAUCUACUGGAUCUCAGAAGAGAAAAGGUGGCCGAGGCCCCCACGCUCUGAGGCGAGCUAUUAGUGAAGACUUCGAUGGCCAUCUACGUUUGGAGGUGUCCCUGGAUGUCUCCCAGCUGCCCCCUGAGUUUCACCAGCUGAAAAAUGUUUCCAUCAAGGUCAUUACACCGCCCAAUUUAGCGUCCCCUCAGCAAGCAGCCUCUAUCGCAGUAGAGGAAAAGUCAGAGGAGAGUUUGUCUCAAAACAAGCCACCCUCUUCUGAGCCUAAGGUUGAGGUUCCUCCGGAUAUCAUCAAUCCUGCUUCCGAGAUCGUUGCGACUCUCGUUAACGAUACUACUUCUCCCACUGGUCAUGCUAAGCUAAGUUAUGCACUUGCCGACGCACUGGGGAUCCCUAGCUCUGUGGGCCACGUAAUUAGAUUUGAAUCUGCAUCUAAGCCUCUUUCUCAAAAGCCUGGAGCGCUGGUGAUUCAUCGUUUCAUCACUAAGACAGUGGGGGCUGCAGAGCAAAAAUCACUCCGAUUGAAGGGAGAGAAGAACGCCGACGAUGGUGUUUCAGCCGACGACCAGUUCUCUUUGCUGGAAGAGCUCAAAAAGCUGCAGAUGCUUGAAGGGCCUAUUACGAAUUUUCAGCGCCUACCUCCUAUUCCCGAGCUGCUUCCUUUGGGUGGUGUCAUCGGUUUGCAAAACUCAGAGGGCUGGAUCCAAGGAGGCUACCUCGGCGAGGAGCCCAUACCGUUUGUUUCUGGUUCUGAAAUUCUAAGAUCAGAAUCGUCCCUGUCCCCUUCAAAUAUCGAAUCUGAGGACAAGCGUGUUGUUGGCUUGGACAAUAUGCUGAACAAAAUUAACGAGGUUCUGUCUCGUGACUCUAUUGGGUGCCUGGUUUACGGAUCCAGGGGCUCUGGUAAAAGUGCUGUUCUGAACCACAUCAAGAAGGAAUGUAAAGUGUCACACACUCACACGGUCUCCAUUGCCUGCGGUCUCAUUGCCCAAGACAGGGUCCAGGCUGUGAGAGAGAUUCUCACCAAGGCAUUUCUUGAGGCAUCCUGGUUUUCCCCCUCAGUCUUGUUCUUGGAUGAUAUUGAUGCAUUGAUGCCUGCCGAAGUCGAACACGCUGAUUCUUCGCGAACAAGACAGUUGACGCAGCUAUUUUUGGAGUUGGCAUUGCCCAUCAUGAAGUCUCGCCAUGUUUCCGUUGUGGCUUCUGCACAGGCCAAAGAGUCCCUUCAUAUGAAUCUUGUGACUGGCCAUGUGUUUGAAGAGCUUUUCCAUCUCAAAUCUCCCGAUAAGGAGGCUCGUCUGGCCAUCUUGUCAGAGGCGGUUAAGCUGAUGGACCAGAAUGUUUCCUUUUCACAGAAUGAUGUUCUCGAAAUUGCUUCUCAGGUCGAUGGAUACCUGCCUGGGGACUUGUGGACUCUGAGUGAGCGAGCCCAGCAUGAAAUGGCUCUCAGACAGAUUGAAAUUGGACUUGAAAACCCUUCAAUCCAACUCGCGGACUUCAUGAAAGCACUAGAGGACUUCGUGCCAUCAUCUCUGCGAGGGGUUAAGCUACAAAAAUCCAACGUCAAAUGGAAUGACAUCGGUGGUCUGAAAGAAACCAAGGCAGUUCUUUUGGAAACCCUCGAAUGGCCCACCAAGUAUGCUCCUAUUUUUGCAUCUUGUCCCCUUCGUCUGCGUUCUGGUCUCCUUCUCUACGGUUACCCUGGUUGUGGCAAAACCUACUUGGCCUCAGCAGUUGCUGCGCAAUGUGGUCUCAACUUCAUUUCUAUUAAGGGUCCUGAGAUUCUGAACAAGUACAUUGGUGCAUCCGAACAAAGUGUUCGAGAGCUCUUUGAGCGAGCUCAGGCUGCGAAACCUUGCAUCUUGUUCUUUGAUGAGUUUGACUCCAUUGCUCCCAAGCGAGGACACGAUUCCACUGGUGUUACUGACCGAGUGGUUAAUCAGAUGCUUACGCAGAUGGAUGGUGCUGAGGGACUCGAUGGUGUUUAUGUUCUGGCUGCCACUUCGCGACCCGACCUCAUCGACCCCGCACUGUUACGUCCUGGUCGACUGGAUAAAAUGCUUAUCUGUGACCUGCCCUCUUAUGAAGACCGGCUGGAUAUCCUGCGAGCAAUUGUGGAUGGAAAAAUGCACCUGGAUGGGGAAGUGGAAUUGGAAUACGUGGCGUCAAGGACCGACGGCUUUUCUGGGGCUGAUCUGCAGGCUGUGAUGUUCAAUGCUUAUCUUGAGGCUAUUCAUGAAGUUGUGGAUGUUGCUGAUGACACAGCAGCUGAUACCCCUGCGCUCGAAGACAAGCGUCUUGAAUUUUUCCAGACGACCCUUGGAGAUGCCAAGAAAGAUCCUGCAGCUGUCCAAAAUGAGGUAAUGAAUGCUCGAGCUGCAGUAGCCGAGAAGGCUCGUGUCACAGCUAAGUUGGAAGCCUUGUUUAAGGGCAUGUCUGUGGGUGUCGAUAACGAUGAUGAUAAGCCCCGGAAGAAGGCAGUCGUUGUAAUCAAACCUCAACACAUGAAUAAGUCUUUGGAUGAGACUUCUCCUUCCAUCAGUAAGAAGGAGCUCCUGAAGCUGAAGGGCAUCUAUAGCCAGUUUGUCAGUGGUCGAAGUGGCGAUAUGCCGCCUGGCACUGCCUCCACAGAUGUUGGUGGACGGGCUACCUUGGCAUGA
This is a messenger RNA of Yarrowia lipolytica CLIB122, 3075 nucleotides long. RefSeq lists its product as uncharacterized. The record is from RefSeq and is a predicted model, not a curated record. Gene Ontology annotation, cellular component: peroxisome; cytosol; peroxisomal membrane. Gene Ontology annotation, molecular function: ATP binding; ATP hydrolysis activity. Gene Ontology annotation, biological process: protein import into peroxisome matrix. NCBI's taxonomy places the organism in Eukaryota, Fungi, Ascomycota, Dipodascomycetes, Dipodascales.